AUGCUUGAGAAGGGCGUCUCUUUAUAUAAGCAAAAUUUGAUUUUAUUAUUCUCAUUGUUAUUCUUUUCUACAAAUUGUCAAGACGAUUGCUGGGUCACAUUUGAUGCAAAAGAUCAUUUUCAAGUUGUAGAUGAAAUUGACGACCGUUAUGCUGAGGUCAGACAAAACUUCCAAGCAGCAGUGGGGGGAAAUAAAUUUGAUAAAGAGAUGCUAGACGCAAUGCUCAAGACGCGUGGUAUAGCUGAGCGAGCUGAACACAAAGCUUUUGUGGACCAAAGUCAGAUCCCUGCCGGUAUAAACCUCGGAGGCAGCUGUAUGAUGAGAAUACCUAAUGCUAUUCUAUUUUUCCAUCGAAUGAAGCUGCGCAACAACACGAGGUUCAGAGUUGUCAAACUGGAGAGUAAUCUCACUACUUUAGAACUGAAAGCCAGUUUAAACCUUAAUGACCUACAUCUGUUAGGGUCUUAUGACAUUAGUCACACACUGCGAGAAACAUCGCAUCUGAUGUACUAUCCAUCAUUCGGUGAAGUAGAGUUUCUGUUAAAGAACGUCUCAUACGAAGUAGACGGCCACUAUCGUCUGUUAGACAAACGAUUGAACUUAGAACUUGUGACAUCAGAAAUUUCUAUGGACGCGUCCUUCACAGAGCGUCUCCAAGUUGAUUUAGAUAAAUGGAUUCGAGAUUACUUCAAUGAUUAUCUUGCAUACUUCAUUGUGGCCAAAGACAACGAAUUUGAAAAAUACAAUCAGGAGAAGACAGCUGCUCUCAACAAUUAUGCGGACAAAGUAAUAGACAUUAUAAAACAGAAAAUAUAUAAAAUAAAAGCUCACGCCGUCCAACUGCCGACGUUCACGAUCAAAACUGAAAAUGGCGCGGACAUUCGAUUGAGGGAUGGUGUACUGAGAGGCUUGGACAGUAUCUACCGUCGUUCUAUAGCCACUGGCUCUAAAGAGAAUGACCUACGACAUGUGGACGCAGUUGUUGGAUUCAGCAACGUGAAAUUACAAUAUAGAUACGACACCAUCUCUCAGUCGGCUUCACCUUCCGUCACCGGAGUGUUGACUCUCACAGCUGAUGAUUUAACAGCACUCAUGGAAUUGAAGUUAAUAAAGGAAUCUGAAUCCUCGGACAUCAGUUUCAGAUACCUCGAACAGACCAGGCCCGAGUCCCUGACAGUGGAAGGUUCAGCUAAUCGGAUGAUUUCCAAUUUCAAGUAUGUCCUCGAGCGUCACGUCAUAGCUAUCAUGACGAACACCCUCAUGCACAAUAUUAAAAUGCUCGGCACGUUGGAUAAAUGCGUGCCAACAUUCGCGGCGUAUAAAGACCCAACCGAAAAACAGAUGGAAAAUGAUUAUCCUUCAGAAGAAAAGAAACUUUUGAAAGCUGAUGAGACUAGUGAGAAGACGCAAACAAACGAAAACGAUAAUCAAGACGAUAAUGAUAUAGAAAAAAUAAAUAAAUCGGAUGAUGAUGAUGAUGAAGAUAAAGAAGACGGUGACAAAAAACCUCAAAAGAAGGAAAAAUCAGAGGAAGCAAGAAUAAAAAAAAUUCUCUCCGAUAAUACUAUAAAUAUUGAAUAUUCACCUAACAACUAUUACAAUAAAGAUUCUAACGUAGUACCCCAAGACCGUUAUGCUGAGGUCAGACAAAACUUCCAAGCAGCAGUGGGGGGAAAUAAAUUUGAUAAAGAGAUGCUAGACGCAAUGCUCAAGACGCGUGGUAUAGCUGAGCGAGCUGAACACAAAGCUUUUGUGGACCAGAGUCAGAUCCCUGCCGGUAUAAAUCUCGGAGGCAGCUGUAUGAUGAGAAUACCUAAUGCUAUACUAUUUUUCCAUCGAAUGAAGCUGCGCAACAACACGAGGUUCAGAGUUAUCAAACUGGAGAGUAAUCUCACUACUUUAGAACUGAAAGCCAGUUUGAACCUUAAUGAUCUACAUUUGUUAGGGUCUUAUGACAUUAGUCACACACUGCGAGAAACAUCACAUCUGAUGUACUAUCCAUCGUUCGGUGAAGUAGAGUUUCUGUUAAAGAACGUCUCAUACGAAGUAGACGGCCACUAUCGUCUGUUAGACAAACGAUUGAACUUAGAACUUGUGACAUCCGAAAUUUCUAUGGACGGUAUUAUGAUGACGUCCUUCACAGAGCGUCUCCAAGUUGAUUUAGAUAAAUGGAUUAGAGAUUACUUUAAUGAUUAUCUUGCAUACUUCAUUGUGGCCAAAGACAAUGAAUUUGAAAAAUACAAUCAGGAGAAGACAGCUGCUCUCAACAAUUAUGCGGACAAAGUAAUAGACAUUGUAAAACAGAAAAUUUAUAAAAUAAAAGCUCACGCCGUCCAACUGCCGACGUUCACAAUCAAAACUGAAAAUGGAGCGGAAAUUCGCUUAAGAGAUGGUGUACUGAGAGGCUUGGACAGUAUCUACCGUCGUUCUAUAGCCACUGGCUCUAAAGAGAAAAACCUUCGACAUGUCGAUGCAGUUGUUGGAUUCAGCGACAUGAAAUUACAAUAUAGAUACGACACCAUCUCUCAGUCGGCUUCACCUUCCGUCACCGGAGUGUUGACUCUCACAGCUGAUGAUUUAACAGCACUCAUGGAAUUGAAGUUAAUAAAGGAAUCUGAAUCCUCGGACAUCAGUUUCAGAUACCUCGAACAGACCAGGCCCGAGUCCCUGACAGUGGAAGGUUCAGUUAAUCGGAUGAUUUCCAAUUUCAAGUAUGUCCUCGAGCGUCACGUCAUCGCUAUCAUGACGAACACCCUCAUGCACAAUAUUAAUAUGCUCGGCACGUUGGAUAAAUGCGUUCCAACAUUCGCGGCGUAUAAAGACCCAAUCGAAAAACAGACGGAUAAUGACUUACCUUCAGAAGAAAAUAAAAAUUUGAACCCUGAUGAGACUAGUGAGAAGACGCAAACAAACGAAAACUAUGAUCGAGAUAAUAAUACAGUAAAUAAUGAUGCUGAAAAAUUAAUGAAUUCAGCGGAUGGUGAAGAUGAAGGAGACGGUGAUAAAAAAUCAGAGGAACAAAUUGCUCAAUAG
Messenger RNA from Danaus chrysippus (African queen), 3033 nucleotides. Lineage: Eukaryota; Metazoa; Arthropoda; Insecta; Lepidoptera; Nymphalidae. The record is from the annotation of a GenBank genome assembly.